AAUGGUGGCGGCGGGAGCGGCGGGCGGGCCCCGCGGCCCGGCGGGGCCCAGCGCCGUUCCCCGCGGGUGGCAGCGGGUGAGCAGCCGCAGGCGGGCGGGCAGGACGGCCGGGAGGAUCGACGUGUGCUUUGUCAGCCCCGAAGGGAAGAAGCUGAGGUCGAAACGAGCGCUUGUGGAGUAUUUUCAGAAAACUGGGGAGACAACACUGAAAGCAGCAGAUUUUGAUUUCACAGCUCCUCGGGGAAGCACACGCUCGGGGGUGAGGGGAUGCAGCACAAGAGCUGCGAGGACUGACCUGGAGAAGGACGAUUGUCACAGCCAAGUGCAGGAGCUCUGUGCGCAGAAUGGGUCCAAGGAUGGAAUUGAGAACAUCCACACUGGGAAUGGACACCUGGAAGAUGUUACAUCCACUUUGGAGAGCACAGAUUUGGUCAUGGAUAGCACAGACCCAGAGAAGGGUUUGAAAACAAAAAGGAAGGGGGCAGGUGGGAAAAGUGUCCAGAGUAGAAAACCUGCGAAGAGCUCAGAAAGGAGGAACCAAGGUGACCCCCAGAGCAAGAGGCAGAGAAGAGUCUGUAGCACACGGCAGAUCGAGUGUGUUCAGAACAAGAGGUUCUGUAGACAGACAGACAGGAGUGGGGUUGACAGCCAGGGUGUGGGUGAUGCGAGUGCUGAGCCUGUGGGUGCAGGCAAAGCUCUGUCAGCAGUGUCCAGGGCACAGGCAGGCACACGGCUGAGGUCAGUGGCUGCUGGCUCGCAGAGGGACCUGGGGCACCUGCCAGAGGAGGGUCCUGUGGGGACAGGCUCCAGUGACCCAGCUGAGGAGAAAUCCCAUGGACUGGAGACAGGGAAGGAGCCAGAUGGGGGGCCUGUGGGUAAGCAGGAUGUUAAAUCCAACACCGAGGCGGAUGCUGAGCUGUGGGACAGGACGAGCUGCACAACUGUCAGAGGGGCACCAGAAGAGUCUGUCCCACGAACACAAGUGGAGAGAAGGAAAACAAGUCCAUAUUUUUCCAGUAAAUACAGCAAAGAAGCCCCCAACCCACCCAGAAGGAAAGCCCUCAAAAAAUGGACCCCUCCACGUUCUCCUUUCAAUCUGGUCCAAGAAACGCUCUUCCAUGAUCCAUGGAAGCUUCUCAUUGCCACCAUAUUUCUCAAUAAAACUUCAGGGAAAAUGGCAAUUCCAGUGCUCUGGGAGUUCCUGAAGAAGUACCCUUCUCCUGAGGUAGCCAGGGCUGCAGACUGGAAAGAGAUGUCAGAGCUGCUCAAACCUCUCGGCCUCUACGAACUCAGAGCCAAAACCAUCAUCAGGUUCUCAGGUGAGUACCUGAGCAAGCGGUGGCGGUACCCGAUCGAGCUGCACGGCAUCGGCAAGUACGGCAACGACUCCUACAGGAUCUUCUGCGUCAACGAGUGGAAGGAGGUGCAGCCACAGGACCACAAGUUGAACGUGUACCACGCGUGGCUGUGGGAGAACCGGGAGAGGCUGAGCCUCGACUGAGCCUAGCCGAGCUGGGGGUGCCCCAGCCCCUCCGCCUUUCCUCGGGUGUCCUCACGGUUCUUGGUGUAGAUAUUUGUGUGAUGUCCUGGCUCGGGUCAUCGCUGUAAUGACAAGUGUCUGAUCUGUAUUUUUUUAAUAAAGGUGUCCCUGGUUGUAGUGCCUGUC
Messenger RNA from Pipra filicauda (Wire-tailed manakin), 1666 nucleotides. RefSeq names its product methyl-CpG binding domain 4, DNA glycosylase (gene MBD4). Gene Ontology annotation, molecular function: pyrimidine-specific mismatch base pair DNA N-glycosylase activity; DNA binding. Bases 2 to 1501 code for a protein of 499 amino acids. Gene Ontology annotation, biological process: DNA repair. The record is from RefSeq and is a predicted model, not a curated record. The transcript has 8 exons. Gene Ontology annotation, cellular component: nucleus. NCBI's taxonomy places the organism in Eukaryota, Metazoa, Chordata, Aves, Passeriformes, Pipridae.